AAAUUGUGGGGGAGAAAAUAGCUUGAAGAGGACGUAAUGGAGGAAUCUGCGGUGCUACCGAAUAUACGCAAUCGGGCAAGUGUUUGAAUUCAUGCUACUAUAGAAUUAGCUUGACGUCUCAUUGAAAGCCAAGUAGAUAACUGGAAGACAUUCAGCCAAAGCUGGCCAAAUCUUCAGAAAUUGAUGAAUAAGCCUUUUCCCCCUCUCACUCCCCCACCCUCACCCCCUUUCUGGGCACGGUGGUGGGUGAAACAGAAUUAUGCCUUUUAGCCAUUUGCAAAGAUGCUCAUGAUGUCAGAUUGCUCAGUGCCUUGUAAACUGCUGAGCCUAGGGUUGCCAUACGCCCGGAAUUUCCCUGACAUAUCCGGAAUACUGCAGCUGCAAGCAGUGUCCAGGCAAGAAUUGCUGAAAUGUCAGGAAAAAUCCAGGCGUAUGGCAGCCCGUGUCUUCUUUGCAAUUUUGCAAAAAAAAACAAAAAAACUCUGUCCGAAUUUUCACUUUUUGAAAUAUGGCACCCCUAGCUGAGCCUGUAUCUUUAGAGCUCAACAGGCAAUCAUAGCCAUGUCCUUCUCAAAAGCAAAUUCCCCUUGAGUUCCGUGAAGCUUCCUGCGAGAAAAGUGGCUAUAGGUUGCAGCCCUGAUUCUUAGUCACUUAGAAAGUCAUCAUAAGCAAGAAGUAAGUUUUUAAGAAAAGAAAGAAAAAAAGAAAAGAAUCACAAUUUAUCAUUUUAAAAUGUAUUGGGUCUUGCUUUUGGUCCAAUCAUGACUGAGCAGUUUUGCAGAAAACUCAACUCUGGUUUUGGGUGAAUUUUCUUCUGUAUUGGGGCAACUUGGCAAAACAGUUCUCUUCAUCUGUGUGCUUUAAUUUGACAUCUAAUUCUUCUUUCUCUUUGACCAUGGGUAUUGGCCUAGGUUACAACCGGACAAACCUGUUUUUUGAGCAUUCAUUCUGAUUCACUGGCGUAAUAUUUGUGAGGAAGUUAGAUGACACCAUCUAAUUGCUGAGCAUUCAUUUUGAUUUGCUGUUGAGGUGGUUAUACAAAGUUACCCCACACUUUUCAGCACAUUUCCCCCUCACUUUCCUUAUCACAAAAAGUCAUUUGAGCGAAGCAGUUGCACAAGGGCACCAAAUCAGCUGUAGUUGCACAGCCUGAGUUUGCCGAUGUGUGAUUUAAUCCUGACCCAAAAUAGCCCCUUAUCUAUGAUCCAGAGCUGACUCAGUCUUUACAAAGAGGGAAGUGAUUAUCGUAUAGUCUUGGUUCAAAGAACAGUAAACAAAAUAAAAAGUUGUACAAUAGAAAAUAUCUGUGAUAAAAGGCAUAGUUUGGGGGUGAUAAAAAAUCAUCCUCUUAAGAAACACGGAGAUCAAAUAUCUGGGUGUAUUUGUCACUCCUGCUAUUUUAGGGGAAGGGAACCAUUUUCAGUUCAAGAGGUCAUGAGGAACAUUUGGGGGGAUUGAAUGCCAGUGGAGAGGGGGCCCACCGACAAAAAUGUGCAGCUGGUUAUUUAAAGUCAGAGGUUUCCACACAAAAACACCCUUUCCACACCGGCAAGUAAGGAGAAUGAUGUCAGUUCAAGGUCACAUCCCAGCCAGGCUAAAAUCACCUGAGGAGGUCGUAGAGUGGGACCAGUCGGGGGGAAGGGGUAACCUGGUGAAGAGGUAUGGCCCUAGAGAGAGUCCUGAGGGCCAGAUAAGAGAGCCCUAGAGGGUUACAGUCAGUCCCUGGUCCAGAGGUUCCCCCCUUCUUGUGCUAUGUGAUUGGCUCAUCUGCUGACUGCCUGUGCCCUUGCUUUCCAAACAGAAAGAAUUCAACGAUCUACUAAAGAAUGCAGGACCCAAACUGGUGGUUGUCGACUUUUCAGCAAAAUGGUGCGGGCCUUGCAAAAUGAUCCGUCCUUUGGUUCACGUAAGUAAGUCUCGUGUUGCCGUCAUGGGCCCUUCCGCGGUGCAAGGAGAAAAUGUGGUUCCGUUGCUGUCCUGAUUUUGCUUUGCAACUGGGCCGAUUCUCCCUUGGAAUCGUUGAAGGCUGUCUUGCACCAGCUCACAUCUGUCUAACUUGGUGCUCUCCAGGGUCGCUGGUGCCUAAGUUCUUUCACAUCACCUCUUACCUGUUUCAUUUUAGCACUGGAGAUGACAGGGAUUGAAUCUGGAAUCUUCUUCUACCAGUGAGCUACGGUCCUUUGCUAUCUUCUGUACCUCAACAUGCUUCCCAUGUUGUCUCCAUGUUGCUUCCUUCAAACCUCUGCUCAGAACACACCUUUCCUAUGAAGUCUUUGGCUUAUCUCUGAAUCCUCAGCCCCAAACAAAAAAAGAAUUAGUUCCUCAUAUUCAUCCCUUGCCAACCUUGCCUCAACCUCUUAUCGUUCCAUCUAUUGUUUCAUUCUCCUCACCUCUCAGACUUUACACUGUGAGCUUCUUGGGAGAGAGAUUUCACCAGAACCUGCCAUAGCCCCUUCUCCUUGCUUCUCUCACAGCAAUAGUGUUUAUUUAAAUCCUGCCAUCAAGUCGAUGUUCUUUCUUUGUUUCUGCAAAUAUAUUAUAAAAGGUUCCCACUCUUUUUCAAAGUCACUGGUGUCCUUUUCUUGUAGCCUGUCCAUCAGUUUUGCCAGUUCUGAAUAAUUCAUCAAUUUCUCUUGCCAUUGUUCUUUUGUUGGAAUUUCUCCAGUCUUCCAGUUUUGUGCUAUCAGAAUUCUCACUGUCGUAGUAGCAUACAUAAUGUCCUCUUCUCUUUCAGCAGAUCUUGACCUAAAAUACCUAACAGGAAGGCUUCUGGUUGUUUAACAAAUGUUAUUUUAAACAUUUUCUUCAAUUCAUUGUAUAUCAUUUGUUAUUGCUUACUCUUUUAAGCAAAGGACUACCUUGGCACCAGGAAGACCUCUCAUUGGGUGAUGAGAUACCUACAGGCACUCGAGGGAUAAUAACGAAGUCAGAAAUAUAGGCAUCUGAUAUUGUGAAGCAGCCAAAUUGCAGUUUAGGUGGAGAGCAAGUUGCUAAUGUGUCUUCCCGGGAAAGUUCUAGAGAUUGCAACAAAGGGCUUUUAGCAAAGCACUUAAAAAGUGAAGGGAGAUAUGGCGUUUGCUUGUUAAUGAAUCAAAGUCAAAGGUCCUUGGGUGAUUCUGCUGAAUGAUUUAAAAGGCAGCUUCUAGAGAAGCAUGUUCAGUAAGUCAGCCAAACGUUGCUGCACAUCUUCCUGGCCAAAACUGUCAGUUAAAGGAUACAAACAGUGCCGGCUCAUUCCAUAGAUCCCCAAGUCAUUAAAAAGGCUGCCAAAACCCUCUUUAAACACAGACUCCUCAGAUGUCCCUAUUUUCCAGGGACAUUCCCAGAUUUACAGAAGCCAUCCCAGUUUCUGAUUUGAUCCCAGAAUGUCCUGCAUUUCCUUAAGAUGUCCCUAUUUUCAUCGGAGAAAUGUUGGCGGAUAUGGUAGGAUUUCCUGAUUUUCUUUGGAGAAAUGAUGGAGGGUAUGGAGUUAUCUGACCCCCGAGCCAUCUCAACGCAGCCCUGUAUAGGUGGAGGUUUUUUUAAUGCUUAAUGUUUUAUUAUGUUUUUAUAUAUGUUGGAAGCCACCCAGAGUGGCUGGGGCAACCCAAUCAGAUGGGCUCGGUAUAAACAUAUGAGAAAGUGGAUAACUCACUGCUGGAAGUGAAGCUACAGGGAACCAGGCAGAGGGCCUUCUUGGUAGUGGCACCCUCCUUGUGGAAUGCCCUCCCCUCAGAUGUCAAGGAGAUAAAGAACACAACUUUUAGAAGACAUCUGAAGGCAGCCCUGUAUCAGGAAGUUUCUGUUUGACGUCUUAUUAUGUUUUUAUAUGUGCUGGAAGCUGCCCAGAGUGGCUGAGACAAGCCAACCAGAUGGGCAAAUAAUAAUAAUAAUAAUAAUAAUAAUAAUAAUAAUAAUAAUACAGUCGGACAUCUCUAUUUCCAUCCCAGAAAUGUUGGUGGGCAUGUAAACACCAACAAUACAAGUCUAGCGUAAAGACUGGGGGUGCAAGCACAUGUUAUCUGUGACAUAGAGCUGCCACUUUAAAGCGAUAACUUUGUGUCGAGAUAUUUUGCUUCCCUCACCCGCCCACCCCUUACAAUAUAGGAUCCCUUACAUCCAUGUUGUGGGAACAUCAUGUUCUGAUGUUUCCCCCAACCCACCAGAGCAAAUUUAGGGGGCACGAGGGGCACACAAAGGGAUGAGAGGGAAGGAGUUGUGUCGCCUGCAACAGCGUAGUUGAAUUCUGCCAUUUGUUUUUUGUUUCAGUACCUUCUGCACUAUUAAAAGUCACGGGAGCCCUGAUCUCUUUUGCAAGAUUCUGGCACAAAGAGAUAUUCCAGAACUUAUCACUUUGCCCCUGAGCCAGUGAGAGAGAGGGAUCAAAACCAUCUUAGUCAACUUCCACUCACAAGGUCAUGUGGUGGUGGAAUGUCAGCUGCACUCGGGAAAGAGAAUUUCAUUAUAGAAUAACCUACAAAUGAUGCCUGUCCCCUCCAUGUGAAGAAUUACGAACUGUCUGCCUCUUGUUUUCACUCAUGCUCACUGUUUGGCUCAAGUGUCUGUCUCCCUGUAAGUGCCAUCCCAUCCAUUCUCAUUUGUUGCUUGGCAAUGCUCUUAAUCAAGCAAACACUAAUAAUGAAGGGUUUGAAUUAAAAUCUGUUUCCAUAAAAAAAAAUGUGAAUGACAAAAAUAACAGAUUGCCAAAUCAAAUUACAGGAAUUGGUGGAGACGGCUCAACUGACUAGUAAACUCAGAGGAAACUCAAAGCAAAAAUUUGCGGAAAAAUGGGAUGGUUAUAGAAGAUAUGUUCAAAAAUACAAUAAUAGUUUUGACUCCAUGCUAGCAUUCGAGUGAUAAAGGAACUAAAAGGAGGUGGACAACAAUUAAGGAUUUAUUAUGUUUUCAGAAUGUAUUAGAAAAAUUAUAUAGAAAGGUUUAUUGUUUUGUGUACAUUCAAAUGUAAGAUAAAAUAUAUGCAAAGGGACUUGACAGGAAGUCAAAGUUGAAGAAAAGAUUUUGGAAGAUAAAAGGGGAAAAAAUAUUUACUUUCAUUAUUAUCAUUUUGUGUGCGGGUGUGCUUGUGUGGGUGUCUGCACAUAUGUGUGUUGUUGUAUGCAAUGUUUGGGAGGAAAUAAGACGGUAAAUAACAAAUAACAAACUAAAUAUUGAUGUAUGUGAUUUUUAUUUCUUAAUUAUAUUUAGUGGUAGUAUGGCUGUAUUGUUUUUUGUAACAUAAAAUCAUUCAAUAAAAAUUAUUUUUUUUAAAAAAUGUGAACGACAAGAAUUCAUCUGUUUCAGACCUCAUAACUUCACAGUAUAUGAAGUUGUCACCAGAUGCAUAGGAUAAAAGGACUUCUGUGAUGUAGAUUAAAAGAGGUGGUAAUGCAAGACAUAUUCCAGAUAUGUGGGACUACUUCCUGGGCAAAGGAAACCUGAAAGCUCUUCUAAUGUUCCUGGGCUCCUACUUCCAUCAGUCCUUGCCACCAUGGUCAGUGGUCAGGGGUGAAUGGGAGUUGUUAUUGAGUCUCCAGCCUGGGCUCAACUUAUGAGCUCUCUAGGGUGCUCUUGAACCCUGAACUCUUGCCUUGCAUUGACCUACUUUGCUUCUUUGCUUUGUUCUGCUUGCUCAAAAUGGAACCUUUGCAUUCAGUUCAGAAACCCUCUACUGCCAAGGCUGUCCGUCGUGUACAACUGGGAAAUGUGGACUAGGGCUUUGGGUGGCCAGGUGACGAAGAGGACAAUGCUUCGGCACCUUUAGUAGAUGUAUAGAUUUGAAGGAGGUUCAGAAGAUGUAGGUGAAGGCUGCAGUGGUAAUCACAGGGCUUCGUUUGAGAGCGGAGGUUUUCAAGUUGUAUUCUGAGGAACUCACAUACACCGGAAAGCUCAUGCCAAAAUGAAACUCUUUCCUGUAAAGCUGUCACAAGAUUCUUUGUUCUAUUCGCCCGAAAGGCUCCCCAGAUGCAGUCCAGUCAAAGUUAGUCACUCGUGACUUAAGCCUUGUUGAAGUCAGUGUGGCUUGCCAUCAAGUAAAUAUAGCUAGGAUUGGGCUGAAUCUGAUUCAUGUCACCAACCAUAAAACCCAAGGGCCUUUCCAAUGGAAGCCAUGAAGAGUCUUGUGGCAUUCCAAAAAAAUGAAUUCCAAAGCAAGUGUUGUCAUUAAGAAGUUCAUUUGAAAUCAAUGUGGCUUACUCCUUCCAAGUAAACAUGAUUAAGAAUGAGCUGUGUCCCAUUCCACUCAGCAGCUCUUGAUACCAUCAGCCAAGAUACCUCCAGCCAUGGUAUCCUUCUGGAGGGUACCAUUUUCCAACUAGACUUAGUUGGGAAUAAUUUUCUGGAUGGUGUCUAUUGAGUGGAUGGCCCUGUGAGAAAAGGAGACCACUGAGAUUUACAGAGGCAGAAGACCUGGCUCGUUUCAAAAUCAAUUUCUGGUUAGUUAAUUAGGCACAUUGAGUCACUUGGGCUUCAAAUGAUUGCAUUGGAUCAAGGAGUGUCCCCAGACAAUUAACUUGCCUCUUCAGGAUGAGCGCAACUCUAUCCAAAAAAAGGCCAUUGCCCAAUUCCCACAUAUGAACUCUGGUCCACCAACAGCAUCUCCAUCUUCUCAGGAAUCAGCUUGUUUUGACACCUCACCACCUCCAGACAAAGGUCCAGAAUCUGUCCAGCCAUACCUGGUUCAGAUGAUGUAGAGACAGAGCAGAAAGUUAUCAGUCUGUCGACAAUACUGAGCCCCAAACUCUCAGAUGACUCAACCUAGGGGCUUCAUGUAGAUGCCAACUUUCUUGGGCGCAUGAAACUAACCAUAAUUACCUUGAAUUUCUGCUUAAUCUGCAAGAAAGAAGGGCAUUUUCGCUGGCCAGGUUUAGUUCAAAUCCAUCAAACCUCCUUUGGGGAAGGUUCUCAGGCAGGGUGGAAGGAGAAAGAACUUGCCCAUGUGAAGACCACCUGGUGGAAACCCUUACACAUAUGGUUCUCAGUUGUAAACUAUAUGCUGAUCUCCGCCAGCAAUUUCAAUAUCAACUCUGUAUCCCCAAAUGGAAACCAGAGUCAGAGGUCAUACAUUUUCUAUUACUGGGGAAUGAUCAAGAGCUCACCAAGUUAGUGGCAAAAUAUCUCUAUUUGGUUUUUUGUCGUUGAAAUACACUGCAGAUGUAUGAUCUCCCUGGAGACCUAGAGAUGUGACGAUAGACUGCUCUGCCUCCUUUCUUUUAGCAAAUGUUUUGUGCCACUGGGGAAGUGGUAAUUCUGUACUGAUUUGUUUUGAAUGUUGUAUGUGAUGCCAAUAAAAGGUUUGAUGAUGAUGAUGUAGAUGCCAACCAGCAUAGCAGACAAGAGGGAACCAUGUGGGGACCCCAUAGCACAGCUGCCAGGAAGCUGAGCAGAAGUCCCUCAGUGCCAUUUUCUGCAAGCAGUCCUGCGGGUAGGAGUCAACCACUGUGCCUGAGUCUCCACCUGCAGAGCCUCUUCAGAAGGAUACCAUGGCCGAUGGUCUCAAGCGCAGCUGAGUGUGCACUUCCCUAGGUUCUCUUAUGAUACAGGUCCUCAACCAGGGGGACUAAGGCCGUUUAAGUGCCAAACUGAGGCCUUUAGCCAGGUUGAAACGGGCGGAGAUCAGAGGUGGGAAACCGGAUUUGGUAGGCAGUGUGCCUUCAAGGCAGCUUUGCUCAGGGGAAGCAGUUUGGAUUGAAUCCAAACCACUUCCUCCAAAUGGAGAAGGCAAACUCCCUCAACUGCCCUAGGAUUAUUUGUGUGGCCAUUCCAGGGGGGCUCUCUGUCACCGCUAAUCAGAAAGCCCACCUUGCCAAGGAACCUUAAGCUCUCAGUUGUCCCAUACCUGUCCUCCACCUGAUGUCACAAAGAUCCAGCCUCUUCCCAGCCUCAGUUGAUUCAGAUGGCAUUGAGAUAGAGCGGAGUGUAAUCAGCCUGUUGACCAUACUGAGCUCCAAGCUCCUGGUGUCACAUCUGACAUCAGAUGUGAGGUUCUUGGAGGUGUCAGUUUGUGCUGUAGCCUAAUGCGUUUGCACAGCAAUGGGGAAAGAGAGGAUUGUCCCAGCUUCCUAGACUGCCCUUCUUGUUCUGAUCUGUGCUGAUAUCCCUUCGGUGUUAGCCUGAUACUCUUAGGGUUACUCGUUCCCUACUUCCCUUCCUUCUUCAUGCCUUCCUCUCAAGAGCAGACGUAUUUUGGACCUCUCUUCUCUCAAGAUGCAAGAGCAAGCAAGUCUUGUUGCAUCUCCACCUCCGUCAGAUAGAAUUAGGGAUCUCUCCUAUAAAACAUGUCGCGUUCCCCAACUCUGGCCUAGAUAGUCCCCUUCUUCCAUGUAUGCCUGAAGCUGUUCACCCUAAUACUUCCUCAACUCUUCAGUUUCUCUCUCAAAUAUAGGUGGUACAAUUUUAUACGAGGGCCUUCUGGCCUUCUGGCGGUUCCCUCACUGCGAGAAGCCAAGUUACAGGGAACCAGGCAGAGGGCCUUCUCGGUAGUGGUGCCUUCCCUGUGGAACGUCCUCCCACCAGAUGUCAAAGAGAACAACAACUACCAGACUUUUAGAAGACAUCUGAAGGCAGCCCUGCUUAGGGAAGCUUUUAAUGUUUGUUGUAUUAUAGUAUUUUAAUAUUUUUUUGGAAGCCGCCCAGAGUGGCUGGGGAAGCCCAGCCAGAUGGGCGGGGUAUAAAUAAUAAAUUAUUAUUAUUAUUGUUGUUGUUGUUGUUGUUGUUGUUAUACAGCAGAUAUAGGAGGUGCCUUACAUAUAUAUAUGAUAUCAAUGUGGAAUUAUCUCUCAAACUGAAGGGCUUUUGAGCUAAAAAAAAUGUAGUGGUGUUUUCAGGCCAGAAUAUUCCUCUGUGCCUGCUAACUAAUAGAUUUGUUUAAUUUUGUUCUGUAGGAGUUGGCUGUUCGGUAUGCAAAUGUGCUAUUCUGCAUUGUUGAUGUGGACUUGGCAGAGGUAAGCUACUAAAACCAGAUGACGUCGAGAAUUUCUGUUAGAGUGUAACUACAAAGCAAGACUUUCUAGAUCAGGCCAGGGGUUUAUUUAGUCUGGUACAGUAUUGUUUUCAACAGGAGACUUUAAAACAGGGGUGGGUAACCUUUUUCUGCAAUAAAGGCUCCCCUCUGGCAGGGGGUAUGUAAUCAUUUUCAUAAUUAAAACCCCCAACACAACAACUAUGUGACUUUUUUUUUUAACUGAUGGAUGACAGCUUUAUACCCCUAGUUAUCAUUAGACCACGUACACUUAGAAACUUAGCUGUAAAAGGCAGAAGGCAGGAAAAUUAAACAAAUAAGACUGGGGAAUGAAAUGCCAACCUUAAUUAUUUAGCUCUCUCUUUUUUCCCCAAGCAUGUAUGGAGAAGCAUAAAUGCAGUUUUGAAAUCUCUGAGCAGGAAUAAAGUUACAAUUGUCCAUCUAUAUAGCCUACCAUUGUAUCUCAGACUCAAAAAGAUUCCAAACUGCCUAUUUCCACCGAUGUGCAGGCUUUCAGCAGCUGUUCACAUGAUCCCCCCCCCCAAAAAAGUGUGCAUUCAUAGAUCAUGUCAAGUCUGAUUUGGCCCUUAGACUGUAAGCUCUCUGGGGCAGGAAUUUGUUUCUCUCUCUCUUAUACAGUGGUGCCUUGGUUUAAGAACAGCUUAGUUUAUGAACAACUUGGAUUAAGAACGCUGCAAACCCGGAAGUAGGUGUUUUGGUUUGUGAACUUUGCCUUGGAAUAAGAACAUGUUCCGCUUCCUGUUGAGUGUGUUCCAUUUGUAAAUUGAGUUUCCCGCUAAUCAGAGGCUUCCAGUUGAGUCUGUCAGCUGUUGAGUCCCGAGCAUUCACACAACACAGAGGUGAUAUUUGGAGCUUUUGCCUUUGCUAUUUUUUUGCGUUUUUGUUUGUGUGGCUUUUUUCAUUUUUUUUGACAGUGACUUGUUCUUCAUUUUAUGGACUGACUUGUGACUGUGGCUCGUUUUUGUGGACUGUGGCUUGUGACUUCAUUUUUGUGUCUUGUUUUUGUGACUGUGUGGAACCCAGUUCAGCUACUAGUUGAUUGUGUGACUGCAGAAAUUGAUAAAAGCCCCCCAUCCAAACAAUGACUAUCAUCAGUGCAUAUAAGAAAAUAAUAAUAAUUAUAAUUUUAAUCAUCUACAAUACUGUCUUAUUUAUUUUAUAGUACAGUACAUUGAUUAUUGCCUUCAUUUUAUGGAUUAAUGGUCUCGUUAGAUAGUAAAAUUCAUGUUAAAUUGCUGUUUUAGGGGUUGUUUGUCAUCGUCUGGAACGGAUUAAUCCAUUUUCCAUUACUUUCUAUGAGAAAGCACACCUUGGUUUAAGAACACUUUGGUUUAAGAACAGACUUCCGGAACAGAUUAUGUUCGUAAACCGAGGUACCACUGUAUUUUGUAAAGUGCAGCGCAUAUAAUAACAGUGGAUGAGGGUGAGAGUUGAGAGAAAAGGAUGCUGGGAAGAGUACCAGCCGGGGGAACCAAAUGGCAUCAAAUGGUAUCUGAACAAUUCGAAUGUUUAGCAAGAAGAGUUCCUGUUUCGUUUAGGCAAUCUGCUCAGAUGCAAUACUUCCAAAUGGAGUAUCAAAAUUUAGGAAAUGUGUGGUGCAGCACUGAUAGAUAUGGUAUAAAACACCAUACUUUGCUUUCUCCGGCAUUCUCGUUAGAGAUACUUACAGAAUGUCUAGCGUAUUUUAAUUAGCUCCUUGACCAUAUGGCAUAUUGUUCAACCUCUCAUCCCCAGGAUGUGGCUGACCUUUGCAAUAUCGUCGCCAUGCCAACAUUCCAGUUCUACAUGAAAGGAGAAAAGGUAUUUGUGGCCUAGAAACAUGGUUUAGUGCUCUGAAUUCUGGCCAGGGCUACCCCUAAUCUGCCAGAUUCUGCCCUGGAAUGAGCCAUUCUGGGAAGGGGGCUACCAAAGAAAUCCAGUCACAAAUCACCUAAUGGGUGGCAAAUCCCUGUGGGACCCCUUGCUUCUCCCAAAUUCCUGGAGCUUCGAUUGCUUUCAUUUAUUUAUUUUUUUAUUUCGGUCCUAGAUUUUUGAAAUCACCGGAGCUCGUCCCAAAAAACUGGAAGAGAAGAUUAAAGAGUUGAUGUGAUCAUUGGAGAAAGCUCCCAUGUUAUCAACAUAUAUGCCAGUAGAAUAAAAUACCCAAGGGCCC
Molecule: messenger RNA, 11108 nt
Organism: Podarcis lilfordi (Lilford's wall lizard)
Lineage: Eukaryota; Metazoa; Chordata; Lepidosauria; Squamata; Lacertidae
Source: the annotation of a GenBank genome assembly